GUCAGCAGGUGUCAAUGGAGAGAAAGCAAAAAUGCCGUUUUUUUUGUGCCGCGUACGGUUGCAAUAAUCGGCGCAGUAUUCAAACCAGAUCGCGUGGGAUUACCUUUCACAAGUUUCCCAGUGAUGCAGGCUUGAGAAGGCAGUGGGAAGUUGCUCUUAGACGGGAGGAUUUUGUUGCGACGGAGACAUCAAAGCUCUGUAGUGAGCACUUCAAACCCGAGAAUUUGGACAGGACGGGUCAGAUUGUUAGGCUAAGAGAUGGUGCGAUCCCAUCCGUCUUCAGCUUCCCAUCUCAUCUCCAAAGACCUGUAGUGACAAGGACUUCAGUAACGCCAAGGAAAGCUGAAGAGAGUCUACCAGUGGACCUUUCUCAGCAUUUCCCUGAAACUGAACCUCAGCCCAGUGAUGACCACUCCUAUGCUUUGCUCAAUUCUCCUGCUCAUCUAAAGGCCAGGCUCAAUGAAACUUUGGCUAGAGUGGAGAGUCUAGAGCGGGAGAAGAAAAAUGCAAAGGCCCGAGAACGAAGAGCAAAGAAGAAUGUAAAAAUUCUUCUGGAAGAUCUGAAGAAAAAGAACUUUAUUAAUGAGGAGUUGAAAGAAAGGCUUGAUGUCCACUCAGGGUUUGUUGUAAGAAAAAUUCUCAAAAAACUGUCCUGUGAGGUGUGCCGUGCAAGCCUCGUCACAGCUGCUGUACCCUCAUCCUUCGACCAGAGCUACCACCUGCUUGCACUUAAAAACAAUGGUGGGCUUAUGAUCCCCUCAGAGGGAACAGUGAAGGUGAAGCCUGCAGAGCUGUAG
Messenger RNA from Myripristis murdjan (pinecone soldierfish), 797 nucleotides. Its product is annotated as THAP domain-containing protein 6-like. The record is from RefSeq and is a predicted model, not a curated record. Lineage: Eukaryota; Metazoa; Chordata; Actinopteri; Holocentriformes; Holocentridae. The transcript has 6 exons. Bases 15 to 797 code for a protein of 260 amino acids.